This is a messenger RNA of Cuscuta campestris, 1023 nucleotides long. NCBI's taxonomy places the organism in Eukaryota, Viridiplantae, Streptophyta, Magnoliopsida, Solanales, Convolvulaceae. The record is from the annotation of a GenBank genome assembly.
AGUCCAACUGAGGCCCAAUAAGCAAAAACCUUCUUCUUCCAUUCCACCGUCACCUUUCCCGGACUAUAUAUAACCCGCCCCCGUCAGAGCAUACUUUUCUCCACCCACAAGUUUCCAUCCAUCUUCUAUCCCUAACGAAAUCUCAACGAUCCAAUCAGAAUUCGAAAUGGCUUCCACCGCCUCGUUCCCUCUCUCGUCUCAAUUCCUCGGCGCCGUGAUUCCUCCGCCGCAGCAGCGGCGUGUUUCCUUCCGCCGUCCGGUUUCCGUAUCCGCCUCCUGCUCGACGGCCGAGAGUACUGCCAAUGUCGCCUCGGCGCGUUCUCUGUACGACGUCCUGGGGAUCCGGACGGAGGCCACCGGCCAGGAGAUCAAGGCGGCGUACCGGCGACUGGCUAGGGUUUUGCACCCCGACGUGGCGCCCGGCAGCAUGUCAGAGGAUUUCAUCAGAGUUCACGCCGCGUAUUCCACUCUCUCCGAUCCGGACAAGCGCGCCAGCUACGACCGCUCCCUGUUCCGAUCUCGGCUCUCUGCGGCGGCGGCGGCUACCGCCGGAGGAUAUUCCGUUUUCAGAUCCACUCAUAGGAAGUGGGAGACGGAUCAGUGCUGGUAGCUCUGAAGAAAUUCGUGUCCUGAUUUGAUUUUUAGCUCAGAUCUUAAUACUUGUACAGUAAUCAAUCAACUUUCAUUAAAACCUCCUAAAGCGUUGAAAAUUGAUUGUUUUCUUCACAACUUUUUUCAUCUUGCUUGCAUUCAGGCGUUUAUUUGCAGUCUGAAUUUUUCGUGUAAUGAAUGGGAAUGAUAAAUGUUCAUAGUUUGUGUAGUUAUGAAUGAGAAACAAAUUUGCAAUCUGAUCUGAUAAUUGGUGGAUCAUAUGAUGAAUUGGAUGAAGAUAAACUCUCUGUCUGUCUGAAGAUUCCAAACUCUGAAGAUUGCUCGCUGUUUGAAGAUUCUGAACUUUUUGGACCUCUCAAGGCCUAUGUUGAUUCGUUGAAUUUCAACGUGAAAUAAUUUUGGGUGCCUUUU